Messenger RNA from Periophthalmus magnuspinnatus, 2003 nucleotides. It is a transcript of the gene luc7l, whose product is annotated as LUC7-like (S. cerevisiae). The record is from RefSeq and is a predicted model, not a curated record. Gene Ontology annotation, molecular function: mRNA binding. Gene Ontology annotation, biological process: mRNA splice site recognition. Bases 197 to 1312 code for a protein of 371 amino acids. Gene Ontology annotation, cellular component: U2-type prespliceosome; U1 snRNP. NCBI's taxonomy places the organism in Eukaryota, Metazoa, Chordata, Actinopteri, Gobiiformes, Gobiidae. The transcript is spliced from 9 exons.
GUCGACACUCACCCGUUCCCCGAAACGGAAGUGACGUCAAUCCCAGGGUCAAACCGGAAACGGGCGAAGAAGAAACGCUAACCUGCAAGAGGAGGUGAUGCUCGCAAGAACUAACAAUCGAGCGCCGUAAACACUAAUCAAGAGACUGCAUAUCGUUAUAUUGGUUUUAUCAACAGCCAACGACGGACUCGCAACUAUGUCUGCUCAAGCUCAAAUGAGAGCUUUGCUCGACCAGCUAAUGGGAACAGCGAGGGAUGGGGAUGAGACGCGGCAGAGGGUGAAGUUUACUGAUGACCGGGUGUGUAAAAGCCAUCUUCUUAACUGCUGUCCACAUGAUAUUCUUUCUGGGACGCGCAUGGACCUAGGAGAGUGUGCAAAGAUUCAUGACCUGGCCCUUCGAGCUGAUUAUGAAAUUGCUUCCAAGGAGCGGGAUCUGUUUUUUGAGUUAGAUGCGGUGGAACAUCUGGAGUCUUUCAUUGCCGACUGUGAUGGAAGGACAGAAUUGGCCAAAAAGCGUUUGACUGAAACUCAAGAAGAAAUCAGCGCUGAAGUCGCAGCAAAAGCAGAAAAAGUUCAUGAGCUAAAUGAGGAAAUUGGAAAACUUCUGGCCAAGGCUGAGCAGUUGGGAGCUGAGGGCAAUGUGGAUGAAGCUCAGAAGGUCCUUCAGGAAGUAGAAAAGGUUCGCACCAAGAAGAAGGAUGCUGAGGAAGAGUACAGAAACUCAAUGCCAGCCUCCAGCUAUCAGCAACAGAAGCUGCGUGUGUGUGAGGUUUGCUCAGCCUACCUCGGUUUGCAUGACAAUGAUCGGCGCCUGGCAGACCACUUUGGAGGAAAACUUCAUCUGGGUUUCAUUCAGAUUAGGGAGAAGCUGGACCAACUGAAGAAAAUUGUUGGUGAUAAGCAGGAGAAAAGAAACCAGGAGCGCUUGAAGAGACGAGAAGAGAGAGAGAAAGAGGAGAGGAUGAAAAGAAAGACCAGGUCACGCAGCAGGGAGCGAGAGCACAAGCGAUCCCGCUCACGAGACCGCAGAAGGAGGCGCUCACGCUCUUCCUCUCGGGAGAGGCGUCGGUCUCGCUCACGUUCCAGGGACCGAAGGAGGAGGCACCGUAGUCGCUCUCGUAGCCGCGGCCAUCGCCACAGCCAUGAACGCAGCUCCAGGCAUAAGUCAUCCAGGGAUCGAGAGCGUUCCUCCAGAGACAGAGAGCGCUCAUCUAGAGACCGGUCCCGUGAGCGAGAGCGGGACAGGAGGGAUGGUGUAAACGGAAAGUCAGACUCCAGACGAGCAGAUGACAAGGAUACCGGAGACCUUUGAAGGCAAAUGUCCACCGUCCCAUCUCCUUCUGUGUUCAUCACCUCUCAGUUAUUUUCAAACUACCCAAUGUCACAUUCAGCCUUCACUUUGACCAAUGUGUUUUCUGCUUGCAUAAUUUCUUUGAUUAUAAUGGACAGUCGUCUUAUGUUUGAUUUAUUUUUUUUAAGCAACCAGAAGUCCACUGAAUAUAUUUUGAACAGGUUGGUUUUGGUCAGUAGAUUGUAAUAUCAAGAUGUACGAUUAAUGGGUUGUAUCAUCACACUGUUUUGUUAUGUAUUACUCUAAAAAGCAAGUUGAAAUAUUUGCAUAAUUAGUGUUUAGGCUUUGUGCCCAGUGAACAUAUUUCCUAAGAAAAAAUGGGGCUGUAUUUUAUGUAAAUCAAAAUUAAAAUCUGACUGAAAUGCAAUGUUUUUAAAUGACCAGCAAACAAAUAUUCAGCCUGUUUUUAAAAUAAAGUUUUUAGUGUCACCAUUAGUUUAGAGCGUACUGGUGACCUCGUUCAUGUUUUGUUUUGUUUUUUUUUUUACUUUGAUUUUUGUGUAUAUAUAGUUUAUCUUUGGGUUCUACGCCAGACAUCACAAAUAAAUAAAACCAAUUGGGAUGCUCUACUUGACCUUAAUGUGUGCUGUCAUUGCAUUGUUACCUUGAGAUAGUCUUUUUUUGAAGUGUUAUUAAAAACUGCAACAUUUAA